Talaromyces amestolkiae is the source of this 2916-nucleotide messenger RNA. RefSeq lists its product as uncharacterized. Gene Ontology annotation, molecular function: small GTPase binding. Lineage: Eukaryota; Fungi; Ascomycota; Eurotiomycetes; Eurotiales; Trichocomaceae. The coding region runs from base 1 to 2916 and encodes 971 amino acids. Gene Ontology annotation, cellular component: nuclear membrane; cytoplasm. The transcript has 7 exons. Gene Ontology annotation, biological process: protein import into nucleus. The record is from RefSeq and is a predicted model, not a curated record.
AUGACAAGCAAAUCCAACGAUGGGCAGCCAUUCGCUGCUGUCCUGGCAGCAGUUGCGACAAUGCAGGGUAACGUGUCGCGCUCUGAAAAGGCCCAAGCACAUGAAUAUCUGGAGAAAUUCCAAAAAUCAGUCGAGGCAUGGACAGCCACGCAUGCUAUGCUCCAGACUCCCGAAAUCCCCAUAGAGGCGAAACUUUUUGCCGCGACAACGUUGAAAGGAAAAAUUACCUACGACCUCGACCAAUUGCCUCCCGAUGCCGUACCGUCUUUGCGGGACUCCAUGUUGAAUCAGCUUGCCGCGUUUGCUUCCGGACCGCGACCGAUACAAACACAACUCUGCGUGGGCUUGGUGAAUCUCGCCAUUCAGAUGACUUCAUGGAAGGACGUCCUAGCAACGGUGGGCUCGGCGUUGGGAAGCAAUGCUGGAGACUGUGUACUGGAAUUCUUGAAGAUCCUCCCAGAGGAAGUGACCGAAGGUCGCAAAAUCAACCUGAGUGAAGAUGAGCUUGCAGCUAGAACCAAGGAGCUCUUGGACGAUAAUGCGGACCAAGUUAUGCACCUUUUGACACAGUAUUCACAAUCGUCAGCUACCGCUGCGACAAAUCCUCGAUUAAUCGACUGUAUAACAUCUUGGCUACGUGAGAUUCCCGCCACUCAAAUAGUCGAGUCGCCGUUGCUCGACGUUAUAUUAAAGGCGCUUGACAACGACGCAUCCUUCGACGCCGCUGUGGACUGUAUUUGUUCGAUUUACAGAGAUACCCGAGAGGUGGACGAUUCACUGUCCGCUAUACAGAGACUUUAUCCCCGAAUAGUGGCACUUCGCCCGAAGCUCAGAGAACUUGCAGAAGCCGAAGAUGUGGAGGCAUUCAAAGGUUUGACCAGGUUGUUUGCUGAGGCUGGAGAGGCUUGGGKGGKUUUGGUGGCAAGGAUGCCGAGAGAAUUCCGCGGUCUCGUCGAAUCCGUACUCGAGUGCUGUGUUCUCGACAAAGAGCGGGAGGCGGUUUCUUUCACCUUUAAUUUCUGGUACGAGUUGAAGCAGUACCUAGUACUGGACCGUUAUGCCGAAGCGAAGGCCGCUUAUGCCGAUAUUUUCUCCCGUCUAGUAGACAUCAUGAUCAAGCAUUUGGAAUUUCCGACCCCUGAAGAAGGCGAUUCUGCAGAUCUUUUCGAUGGUGACCGUGCACAAGAGGAGCGAUUCCGUGCUUUCCGUCAUUCAAUGGGAGAUGUUCUUAAGGACUGCUGCGCCGUUAUUGGGGUCACCGAAUGUUUGAUGAAGGCAUAUCAACAGAUUCAACAAUGGGUAUCAAAAUAUGCCUCUCAGGCAACAAAUGCAAAUGUGCCUCACUGGCAGGAGCUUGAGGCACCACUUUUCAGUAUGAGAGCUAUGGGGCGAAUGGUCGAUUCGGAAGAGAGCACAGUGCUGCCGCAAGUUAUCCCAUUGAUUGUUCAGAUUCCAGAUCACGAAAAAGUGCGCUUCUCUGCAAUUAUGGCGCUCGGUCGGUAUACAGAAUGGACAGCCAACCAUCCCGAAACGCUAGAAGCACAGCUUAAUUAUGUGAUUUCGGGAUUUCAGCACACAUCGCAAGAGGUCAUUGGAGCGGCAGCUCUUGCCUUUAAAUAUCUCGGCAGCGACUGCAACAAACUUCUCGGAGGACAUAUACCACAGCUACACUCGUUCUACGAGUCGGUACUGGACAAGCUCAAACCACCGAGCCAGGAAGAAAUAACUGAAGGUGUUGCUGCAGUCGUCGCAGUGCAGCCCCUUGAUAAGAUUUAUGAAUCGAUGAAGCUGUUCUGUGAUCCGAUUAUGGCGAGAAUCAUGACUUUGGCAAACAAUGCACAAGACGAGCAAGGACAGAGAGCAGUUGCAGAUCACUUGCAACUUAUUACCAUCUUCAUCCAGCUCGUCACGCCAUAUGUUGGGCCACAUGGAGAGAAUCCGGCAGUGAAAUACUGCGGCGAGAUUAUGCCAAUUCUCAAUACGCUUGUAAUGAACUUUACCAAUUCUACGCCGAUAUUGGAACGAGUUUGCCGUUGCUGGAGAUACAUGAUCAUUUCUUACCGAACUGCCAUGAUUCCUUUGUUGCCAAGUCUGGCACAGAGCUUGGCAGCAGGGUUUGAAGGGUCUCGAGAAGGUUGUUUCUUGUGGGCUACGGAUGCAGUCGUUAGAGAGUUUUCUGAAGGCGCUGAACUGGUUGAUGCAGCUACGAGUCAGGCUGUGUAUCAAUUCUUCGAGCAACAAAGUCUUACUUUCUUGCGAAUUCUGAACGAGUUGCCUCCUGAGCAAUUACCAGAUGUGAUCGAAGACUUUUUCCGUCUUGCCAGUGAUGCAAUCCGCUUCUACCCCAAAGAAUGCGUUACUUCCUCGCUGGUGGUAUCUAUCUUCUCCGCGGGCCUCAGCGCUCUCACAUUACAGCAAGUCGACCCGCUUAUUGCAACACUGCAUUACUAUCGGGAUUUGUUGAGCUUUGGCUUUGAGACGCCGUCCAUUUCCAACUUUAGCGACCCGGAUGGACAACCAUACACAAACCCACCCGAAGUACGGAAUGCAGUGAAAGAGCUGGUCGGCAACCAAGGUCAACUUCUGGUUGAGCGGGUUUUGACGGGAAUGAUGUUCAGUUUUCCAGAAGAUUGCUUCCCCGAUGCUUCUGGAAUACUCAUGACACAGUUCGAGCUGCUGCCACAACAGACUGGACUGUGGGUUCAAUCGACGAUAGAACGACUUCCAGCCGGCACGAUGAAGCCAGGCGAGGCUGAGAGGCUGUUGACGAGUAUAUUCGAAAAGAUUCAAUUAUCAGAGGGUCGCAAGAUACGUGUGCUUCUACAAGACUUCACGAAUUCUUACCGACGACGGAACGUUGCACCACGAGACGGUCUUGGACGGUUAGAAGCGACGCGUUUCCGUUUCAGCGGAUAA